Molecule: messenger RNA, 2345 nt
Organism: Peromyscus leucopus (white-footed mouse)
Lineage: Eukaryota; Metazoa; Chordata; Mammalia; Rodentia; Cricetidae
Gene: Fuca2
Product: alpha-L-fucosidase 2
Exons: 7
Coding region: 174-1586 (470 amino acids)
Biological process (GO): fucose metabolic process; glycoside catabolic process
Cellular component (GO): lysosome
Molecular function (GO): alpha-L-fucosidase activity
Source: RefSeq, a predicted model, not a curated record
AUCUGGGCUCACCAAGCCCAGCCACGCCCAACUCCCUCAGCGGCCAGUCAUCUGACCAAUCUGUUGUUGGUCAGGUGACAGCGGCGGGGCGCACUUCGCAGAAGGCGGAAGGCCGGCGGGCGCCAGGCCAGCGGCUGGAGCUGGCAAAAAAGGUCUGGGGCUGUCCUGGUGACAUGCUGCUCCCAGAGGUCCCGAGGCUGGUGCGCAUGCGCUUGGCGCUCCUGCUGCUAUGGCACCUGCUGUCGCUCCUGCCACGCUGCGGGGCCGCGGACCCCCAGCCCUACGACCCUACGUGGGAGUCUCUGGACAGCCGGCCGCUGCCCUCCUGGUUCGACCAGGCCAAGUUCGGCAUCUUCAUUCACUGGGGGGUGUUCUCCGUGCCCAGCUUCGGGAGCGAAUGGUUCUGGUGGUAUUGGCAAAAGGAAAAGAGACCCAAGUUUGUGGAGUUUAUGAAUGAUAAUUACCCCCCUGGUUUUAAGUAUGAAGAUUUUGGAGUGCUAUUUACAGCCAACUCUUUUAAUGCCUACCAGUGGGCAGAUAUUCUCCAGGCCUCUGGCGCCAAAUAUGUUGUCUUGACCUCCAAACAUCACGAAGGCUUUACCUUGUGGGGUUCACCCUAUUCCUGGAAUUGGAAUGCAGUUGACGAGGGGCCAAAGAGGGACAUUGUCAAGGAGCUUGAGGUGGCCAUCAAGAACAACACUGACUUGCACUUUGGACUGUACUAUUCCCUUUUUGAAUGGUUCCAUCCACUCUUCCUGGAGGACAAAUCCAGUUCAUUCCAAAAGCAGCGAUUUCCCAUUUCUAAGACGUUGCCUGAGCUCUAUGAGUUAGUGAAGAAGUACCAGCCCGACGUCCUGUGGGCAGAUGGAGAUGGGGGAGCACCAGAUCACUACUGGAACAGUACUGGUUUCUUGUCCUGGCUGUAUAAUGAAAGCCCAGUUCGGAAGACAGUGGUCACCAAUGAUCGUUGGGGAGCUGGUUCCAUCUGCCAUCAUGGCGGCUUCUAUACCUGCAGCGACCGUUACAAUCCUGGACACCUUUUGCCACAUAAAUGGGAAAACUGCAUGACGAUCGAUCAGUUCUCCUGGGGUUACAGGCGGGAAGCUGGAAUCAAUGAUUAUCUUACAAUUGAAGAAUUGGUGAAGCAACUUGUGGAAACCGUCGCAUGUGGAGGAAAUCUUUUGAUGAAUAUUGGUCCCACACUAGAUGGCAUCAUUCCUGUGAUUUUUGAAGAGCGGUUAAGGCAGAUGGGAACGUGGCUCAAAGUCAACGGGGAAGCUAUUUAUGAAACACACCCUUGGAGAUCUCAGAAUGACACUUGCACUCCAGAUGUGUGGUACACAUCUAAACCUGAGAAACAAAGAGUCUAUGCUAUUUUUCUUAAGUGGCCCAUCUCAGGAAAGCUGUUUCUUGGAGAACCUGUGGCUAGUCUGGGGGAGACAGAGGUACAACUACUGGGCCAUGGACAGCCACUGACUUGGACUUCUGCAAAGCCAAAUGGCAUCACAGUGGAGUUGCCACACCUAAGCUUUCAUCAGAUGCCCUGUCAAUGGGGAUGGACUCUCACGCUAACUAAUGUGACUUAACUUGCAGCUGGGAGAUGUGUGCCUCAGGUAACUCUAACCCCAGGGAAUAGCAGGUUUUCUUAAAAGGAGCACUAAUGAAAUCGUGGCAAAAAUGGUAAGAAAAAGCUACUGAUAAGGCAAUGUAGCCUCCUUUCUUCUUUCCUAGAUUGCUUAUGUUACUGUAGCAUAUUUCAAUGCUUUCCUACUAAGUCUCUUCUCACUGAAUUCAUUUCACCUGUCAAUCACAGGUGGCAAUCUGUUCUAGAGAAUGUAGAAACUGAUGAUGUUAUGGACUGAAUUCUCUCCUAAGUCCUAUUCUUAGAUAGAAGCCCUAACACCCCACUGUGGCUGCAUUUGGAAACAGAACACUUGAUGAGAUGAUUAAGAUUAAACUGAAUCAUAAGGCUAGCCCCGAUGUGAAAGAAUCUGGUGUCCUAUACGAGAAAGAGACAACAAAGAUGUAGGAGUCCAGGGGAAAGCCGUGUAAAGUGACGGCAAGAAGGCCGUCAUCUGCAAGCCAAGAAGAAUGCAGAAGAAACCAAAUCUCCCAACACCCUGAUCUUGGACUUCUGGCCUCCAGGACUGUGAGAAGAGUAACUCCCCGUUGUUGAAGCCAUCCAGGAUGUGUUUGAUCUCUCCCCACCCACUCAGUUAUGAAUCCUCAUAUACAAUGCAGGCAGUAUGUAAUAAAUUUGGUUGGAUGUGUUUUUCCCAUGAACUCAGUAAUUAUCUUUCCAUUGUAAAGACUUCCCUCUUAUUUAUAAAACUAAUUGCUGUAGA